AUGGUUAACUCUUUCAGUGCCUGAGACAUUUACAUGUGCAGAAACUGGUUUAUCAGAGAGAGAUCACUCAGUCUUGGGACACAGUGCCUGCUGGAGUUAUUGGAAUUGUCUUUAGCUACACCGCAAGACCAUCGCCACACCAGCUCCGUGACCUUAAAAAGCCUGCAUCCUGAAGAGACCAGACAGGGCAGAUCUGUGACCAUGGACGGUCCACACAAGUUCCAGUUUGCCAUAGAUCGAGGUGGUACGUUCACAGAUGUCUUCGCUCGGUGCCCUGGGGGGAAAGUUCGUAUAAUGAAGUUGCUGUCCGAGGAUCCGGCAAACUAUAAAGAUGCCCCUACAGAGGGUAUACGUCGGAUCUUGGAGGAGGAAACCAAGCUUGCCUUCCCACGUGAUUGCCCACUCAAUACCAACCACAUAGAAUGGAUAAGGAUGGGAACCACUGUAGCUACCAAUGCCUUAUUGGAGAGGAAAGGGGAACGUAUUGCACUGCUCAUUACCCGUGGCUUUCGGGACCUUCUCCAUAUCGGGAACCAGUCUCGACCAAAGAUCUUUGACCUGGAAAUCCAAAUGCCCGACGUUCUCUAUGAGGAGGUUAUUGAGGUACAGGAACGAGUUGUCCUGCAGCGUGAAGACUGUGGUCUCCCCAAGGACCCAUGCAUAAAAUCAUUUGUAGGUUCCACAGGAGAUUCAUUGGAAGUUUGGGAACCGGUCAACCUGGAGCAGUUGAAGGUCGAGCUGUUGGGUGUGCUGUCCCGUGGGAUACGGAGCCUGGCUGUCGUCCUCAUGCAUUCUUACACGUGGUCGGAACAUGAGCGUCAGAUAGGAGAGCUGGCCCGUUCUUUGGGAUUUACCCAUGUGUCGCUGUCUUCAGAGGUGAUGCCAAUGAUUCGCAUGGUCCCCCGUGGGUAUACAGCCUGUGCUGAUGCAUAUCUCACCCCCUGCAUACAAAGAUAUCUGGAUGGGUUCAGCAAUGGAUUUCAAAAUCGGCUAAAGGAUUUGCAAGUGCUCUUCAUGCAAUCAGAUGGGGGGCUGACACCAAUGCACAGCUUCAGUGGGUCUCGCGCUAUCCUCUCGGGUCCAGCAGGGGGCGUUGUUGGUUACGCUAUCACCACCUAUAAUCAUGAUCACCCACAGCCUGUCAUUGGUUUUGAUAUGGGAGGAACGUCCACAGACGUCAGCAGAUAUGCCGGAGAAUAUGAACAUGUGUUUGAAGCCAUAACAGCUGGAAUCAGUAUCCAAGCCCCACAGCUGGAUGUGAACACGGUGGCUGCAGGAGGAGGCUCCAUGCUCUUCUUCAGAUCAGGAUUGUUUGUGGUUGGCCCUGAAUCAGCAGGUGCUCACCCUGGCCCAGCUUGUUACAGAAAAGGAGGCCCUUUAACCGUCACUGAUGCCAAUCUGUGCCUAGGCCGACUCCUUCCAGAUUACUUUCCCAGAAUCUUCGGCCCUUCAGAGGACCAGCCGCUUUCUAAAGAUGACACGUUGCGUAUGUUUCAGGAACUCACGGCUGAAAUUAACCUCUUCCAGUCUGAAAGGAUGGGUACAGGAGAGUCUCUGACCGUAGAGGAAGUGGCUAUGGGUUUUAUUAGAGUAGCCAAUGAAGCCAUGUGUCGGCCAAUCAGGUCGCUCACCCAGGCCAGAGGUCAUGACACAUCCCGCCAUGUGUUGUCCUGCUUUGGGGGUGCUGGGGGUCAGCACGCAUGUGCCAUUGCUCGUUCGCUAGGGAUGAAAUCCGUGUUUAUCCACAAGUAUGGAGGCAUCCUCUCAGCAUUUGGCAUGGCUCUUGCCGAUGUUGUACAUGAGGCACAGGAACCUUGUUCCAUGGUGUAUAACGCAAAUUCCUACCGCUACCUGGAGGAGCACAUUGCUGCACUCGAGAAACAGUGUAUUGAGGAACUACAAAAGCAAGGAUUUCACAGGUCUCAGAUUGACUCGGAGCCGUUCUUACAUCUGCGAUAUGAGGGUACAGACUGUUCCCUCAUGUGCUCCUCCAAGGGAUACCCUGCAACUGCCGAUUCAUGUCGAGUCGGUGAUUUCAGAAAGGCCUUCUGCUCCAGAUACAUGACAGAGUUUGGCUUCACGAUUCCAUCUCGUAACAUUGUAGUGGACGACAUCCGUGUCCGGGGAACUGGUAGCACUGGUAUCCGCUGUGAGAGCUGUAUCAAGCCUAGCGGACAGCCUGCCCGCGUGGAGACCGUCACUAAAUGUUACUUUGAAGAUGGGUAUAAGGACACCUCAGUGUAUCUCCUGCAAGAACUGGCAUGUGAUCACACCAUUCAAGGGCCGGCCAUCAUAAUUGACAAAAACAGCACCAUCCUUGUUGAACCCAAUUGCACAGCCACUGUUACAGAAUAUGGAGAUAUUCAGAUCUCAGUAGGAAGUGAGCAUCAGCGACCAAUUGGGACAGAGCUUGACACGAUACAGCUGUCCAUCUUCUCCCAUCGCUUCAUGAGCAUUGCAGAACAAAUGGGUCGUAUCUUACAAAGGACAGCCAUAUCCACCAAUAUCAAGGAGCGCUUGGAUUUUUCAUGUGCUCUUUUUGGCCCUGAUGGAGGUCUGGUGUCUAAUGCCCCCCAUAUACCCGUCCACUUGGGUGCAAUGCAAGAAGCUGUCCAGUUCCAGCUUCGAAAUCUUCAGGAUGACCUGAAAGAAGGAGAUGUCCUCCUGAGCAACCACCCAUGUGCUGGAGGAAGUCACCUUCCUGACCUCACAGUCAUUACCCCGGUGUUUCGUGUUGAAGUCCCUCGUCCUGUUUUCUUUGUUGCUUCUCGCGGGCACCACGCUGAUAUUGGUGGUGUAACACCAGGUUCCAUGCCGCCACACUCUAAAUCCCUGCAGGAAGAGGGAGCUGUUUUCACAUCCUUUAAACUGGUGCGAGGCGGUGAAUUUCAGGAGGAAGCUGUCACAGAGGCCUUGAUGGCUCCAGGUCUUAUCCCAGGGAGCAGUGGAACCCGUAGUCUACAUGACAAUAUAUCGGACCUUCGAGCACAAGUGGCAGCCAAUCAGAAGGGCAUCCAGCUAGUUAAUGAAUUGAUUGAUGUGUAUGGGCUGCAGGUAGUACAGGCUUACAUGAGUCAUAUUCAGGCCAAUGCAGAGGUAGCUGUGAGAGACAUGUUGAAGGACUUUGCAGACCGAUGGGAACGUCAGACAGGUGUGCUGGAGGUGGAGUCAGUCGAUCACAUGGACGAUGGCUCGCCAAUCAAACUAAGAGUACAAAUUAAUAAGGAGGAGGGCAGGGCUAUAUUUGACUUCAGUGGAUCUGGCCAUGAGGUUUUCGGGAACUGCAAUGCCCCUCGUGCCAUCACUUUCUCUGCUCUUAUUUACUGUUUGCGUUGCAUGGUUGGUCAGGAUAUUCCGCUAAAUCAGGGGUGCCUUGUACCUAUUCAUGUCGUCAUUCCCAAAGGAUCCAUACUGGACCCAUCUCCAGAUGCUGCUGUUGUGGGGGGAAAUGUUCUUACGUCACAAAGGAUCGUUGAUGUGAUCUUUAAAGCUUUUGGGGUCUGUGCUGCAUCACAAGGCUGUAUGAACAAUAUCACCUUCGGGAAUCAGAGAACCAGUUACUAUGAAACUGUAGCAGGGGGAGCAGGUGCAGGACCCCACUGGAAUGGAAGGAGUGGCAUCCACACCCACAUGACGAACACCCGCAUCACGGAUCCUGAGAUCCUUGAGAAGCGAUACGGUGUGGUUCUGAAGCGAUUUGAGCUGUCACCUGGAUCAGGUGGUCUUGGUCAAUUCCGUGGUGGGGAUGGAGUUAUCCGGGAGCUGCUCUUUAGGAAUGAUUUUAUUCUGUCGGUGUUGACAGAACGUAGAGUGUUCAAACCCUACGGACUCCAAGGGGGGUCUCCUGGAGCUCCAGGGCUAAAUCUUCUGCGCCGCAGAGACGGGAGAACGAUUAACCUAGGAGGGAAGACAUCAGUGCCUGUAAAGCCUGGGGAUGUGUUCACUCUUCACACCCCAGCUGGAGGUGGUUAUGGUGACAACAAAGAGAUCGAAGAAGCUCACUUAGUUUCCAAGAUCCAGAGUCACAGCUUUGUAGAACGAGGAAGCGUGUUUGAGUACCGAUUGGCUCAGGAAACCGUGUAAAAACAGAAGGAAUGAUUCUAGAAACCAGGCAUGUCCAUCCAAGAAGAUGCUGAAAUACUGAACAAGAUGGACUCGUGAAGGCUACUGACCAUUUUGACUUAUCUGCAUGAAGGUGCUGAUGAACAUUAUAGUACUUAAGAUUACCAAAACAAGUCAUCCGAUUUGUGACUGAGCGGUGGAGUUUAUUAUGUAGUUUCCAUGAUAAAACGUUAACUGGAUCACAUGAAUAAUAUCACUGUGUAAAUACCAUCCAAGUGUCCCUAUUUAAGAGAGAAAGUCUUUAAUUUGGGCCCAAACCCUCUCUCCCUCUUUCACUAUCCUAGUGUCUCUCUUUUCUUUGAGCGCCAUAUUGUUGGUGUAUCCAAGUUUAAAACCACAAGAAAACUCACAAUAAUGUGUGUCUAAACUACAAUAAAUGAGUUUAUAAAUCA
Messenger RNA from Pelobates fuscus (common spadefoot toad), 4514 nucleotides. RefSeq names its product 5-oxoprolinase, ATP-hydrolysing (gene OPLAH). Gene Ontology annotation, biological process: glutathione metabolic process. Lineage: Eukaryota; Metazoa; Chordata; Amphibia; Anura; Pelobatidae. Bases 34 to 4083 code for a protein of 1349 amino acids. Gene Ontology annotation, molecular function: 5-oxoprolinase (ATP-hydrolyzing) activity. The record is from RefSeq and is a predicted model, not a curated record. Gene Ontology annotation, cellular component: cytosol. The transcript is spliced from 29 exons.